Trichogramma pretiosum is the source of this 1551-nucleotide messenger RNA. RefSeq lists its product as uncharacterized. The record is from RefSeq and is a predicted model, not a curated record. The coding region runs from base 993 to 1394 and encodes 133 amino acids. The transcript has a single exon. Lineage: Eukaryota; Metazoa; Arthropoda; Insecta; Hymenoptera; Trichogrammatidae.
CUCUGAUCUUUUGAUAGUUGCGGUUAUACAGCAGGAUGUCUGUUUACGUUUUGUAUUAUACUUUUAUCAUUUUUAAAUGGUUUUGAAAGUUUUCGAUCAAGCUUAUCAUGGUUUCCGAUCACGAUGUCCAGUCCACAGAUACACUGGACACUUCCCAUGCGUCAUCCAUUCAGUCCGAUUAUUCGCAAAAGAACGGCCUCACGUCGCCUAACUGCGAAAAGGAGCCCAAAUAUUUAGGUAAAGUAUCACACACGGAUGAAAUUGUCGUUUUUAUGUAAAAAAAAAAUACAUUAUGAUCGCUUUCAAGGAUGUUUCUGCGAUGUGAAGUUCAUUCCGUGCUCGGCGGUUAAUUCGACUCUCAGUCCAACACAAUUGACGAAUAGUCAAUGCCCUUGUCAACAAGAUCAAAAAAACUCGUAAGGUUUAUAAUUAUAAUAAUUGAUUAUCAGACACUUUUAAAUAAAAAUUAACAUUGAGGCUAAUUCACUGCGAAAAGAAAUAAUCCUUCUGUCCACAAGCAUAUCGAGAAGAAAUCGUUGCAAAGUAAUCCCAAAUCACCUCGAUUAUCAAAAAUCGAAAAGCCAGAAAAGGUCUGAUAUUGACUUAAUUUUUACAUUUUUAUUGUUACAUCUCCGAUUGAACAUUUUAUUUUUAAAUAAAAGAAUCGGGACAGCGUGAGCGUCAAGAUUCGGGAUAGUGUAAAUAAUAAGAAUCGGGACAGUCUAAACAACAAGAAUCGGGAUAGUAUGAACACCAAAAAUCGAGACAGUAUGGGUAGCAAAAAUCGGGACAACACGAAGAGCAAAAUACCAGAUGAACCAUUCAAAGUUCAGGUUGACGCGCCGAACAACGAAGAGGCGGAAAAAGUGGAAAUUUACUACUUCGAUCACGGAAAUUCUGCGUAGGCGCGAUAUCUUGCAUUUUCUUUCCUCGACUCACUAUCUGUGUAAAAUCAAUUUCCUGCACUAUAUAGCUAUUAUCACACGACCGACAUGCCACCGGUGCUCAACACCGAUAAGUACGCCGACAAAGGAAGCGCCGCCGCGACCAAAUUCUGGGCCCGAAUAUUCGGCCUGCUUCACAUCGGCACGUCCUUCGUGAUCGCCUUCGUUCUGCAGCUGCUCCGUUUCGUCCUCUUCAGUCUCGUUCGUCCGCUCACGAUCGGCGUGAUACAGCUGCUGUCGGACUACUUUCUCAAGCCUCUGCUCACCAUCAUAUUCAACGGCUUUCUGCAGCCGUUUUUGAUACUCUUUUACAACAUCGCCACCUCGUUUCGCGACUGCUGCGAGCCUCUGGCAGCCGCCGUAGGUUUCUACAUCAAAGAGCUCGCCGUGCUGUUCAGGGCUUGUCGAUUGGUCGAGGUGAAUCAAUACCCGUCGAGCUGCAACACGUGAUUAUCGACGUCGAAGUUAAGCGGGUAUAAACAUCGACAUACGUGAAAUGAAAACGCAAUUCAGAGCUGUGAUUCAACACCAGGUAUAUAUUUGUUUGCUUUUUAUCUUUUCUCCUUAUAACUUUACAAUAUUUAUUAUCAUUUUUUCUUUCUCUGCG